GGUUCGUUGCUCGAUCGGCCGUUCGUUGUCGCUCUAUGUCCGCGUAAUCUUAUCUGGUUCAGGUGCCGAGUACGAUAUUAUUAUAAUUAUAUUUAUUUACACCUAUUAAUUUGUUAAAAAAUUAUUAUCACACACACCCACGUGCGCCGGUAACACUUACUAUGUGUGGUAUGAUAAUCAUAUUAAAAACAUGACGUGCAUCGUAAUCGGGUUUAUUUGGGUUCUGUCGUUAUCACCUCACUCCCUAGUGAAAACCCCAAUUCGGUAAGUUCGUGGUGCGAGCGAAACGAGUUAUUCUUGAAAACGUACGUUUUUGCGGAAGACGUGUGCCGGUCUCCGCCCGUGAUUCAGUGUCUUUUUUUUUUAAUGAAUUGUAAAACCUAAAAAUUUUCUUUUAUUCGUGUUUUUUUAAAACCAUUUUUCAACUUACUUUUUGUUUUAAUCUACAGUGAGUAAAUUAUAUUGCCUUUAUGUUUAAUUUUUUUUUUUAACUUUGUGAAAUCAUACCCUUCUCUGUGAGCAGUGCGUUUAAAAAAAAACUCUGUGUCGAUUUUACUCCAUCAGAAUCGCAGUAUUUAUAUACUUUCGUAUUCUCAUAUCAUAUAUCUAUAUAAUAUUAUAAGUUAUAACAUACCUAGUGUUUCCGUUUUCUAAAACACAAUCAGUGGCGUAUGCACAGUGAUGUAGUGCGUAAGGUUCGCGUGUUUGUCGUUAACGAUGUAAUUACGUCUGAAGCGAUGUUAGAACACGUUAUUAAUAUCACGGGACUAGAUUCCUGAACGUCGAAAAGGACGCUGAGAAACUUAAGUCAGAACCCAGACGACAAGAUUUCGAAAAUCGAUGAUGGUAGAGCGAAUCGAUAACGAAACGGAUUGUAAUAUGCCACAAGGCUCCUGUUGGUCUACGGUGUAUUCUGGCUUUUAUUUAUUUCUCGCCAGGCAUUCAGGUCGAAGACGCACAGCAGAAUCCAAAGAAGUAGUGAGGCGGCAAGGCGGCGGCGGCGGCGGGUCGUCACAAAGCCUGCACCGCGCCGCCACAUUCACCAUGUUCAAUUUCCUCCUGCUAGUCUCCGUAUGCCUUUCGUCAACCACACACGCGUGUUCGAGUAGGUCGACGCCGAAACCGCGACCGUUGCAGCCMACAGAACGGCCGAACAUCACCUUCCACACCACCCCAUGUCCAACCGUAUACGCCAAAUGGUAUUGUCUCAACGAAGCCACGUGUUUCGCCAUCGAAAUCGGCGAAUCUGUGCUGUACAAUUGCGAAUGUACCGACGGUUUCAUGGGACAGAGAUGCGAGUUCAAAAAUUUGGACGGCUCUUACACGACUGCCCGACGACAAGUGAUGCUCGAAUCGGCCAGCAUAGCAUCGGGCGUCAGCGUGGCGGUACUUUUGGUGUUCAUAAUCUGCACCACGUUUUACGUGAGGUCCAAGAGACAGCGGAAACUCAAGUUGAACGCAGCGGACGUCUCAAUGGUUGACGGCAACUGGACGGACGCGGAAAAGCGGCCGUUCUCAUAUCGUCCGAAGCACACGAUCAUCACAAUUCCCCUGAAGACAGUAAUCACAGAACAGUCGACGCGAUCCUCCGGCGACGGCCGCCGCUCCGAAGAUAGUUCGCGACAAGAACCUUUGAUCGUAUGAGACGAUGACUGCAGCUAUAAUUCCAAAGUUAUUAAUAAUAAUACGUUCAGCGCAAUCCGUGUGCGGACGACAGAUGAUGACGAUUUUUUUUUCACGGAGAGAUCAAUACAAUAUUUUUGGUGCCGAACGGACGCCGCACAACGCGCCGCGGAUACCACUAUACGUACACACACGCGGCACAACCACACUCGGUCACCAGCCAUUGCGAUACAGACAUACAAAAUAUUAUUAUAAUCGCACACGCGAUGACGAURGUAUCUAUCGCCUUCGUCGUCGCGUCCGGAGACCUCAACGCCGACACGAUUUUUGCACACGCGACGCGCRAAAUUCAAAUUCGGAGUCAAGAAAAAUUUACACCCAUUAGUCGAAUUGUAAUCAAAUUGGAAAAAAAAAAUUGUUUUUAAACGGACCGUUUCAACUGUUGUAAAUUAUAGUUGUGCAUCGUUGAUAAUAUUKUAUUAUUGUUAUUGUGUUGUGAGCAUCGCCGUGGCGUAUUAUGCCGUUUAAUGUGCAUAACCGAUGAUGGCGACGUUUACUGACACAUAUUUCGACUAGUUUUAAAGUGAAUAUUAUACAUUAAUUUUUACUUCCGUCGUUAUCGUCGUCGAUUCCCCAUGGCGUGUGUGGUGGUGUCACCGUCCGUCGUCGCGUUUUUCUCAGAUUUUGCCCGUUGUGUCUCAAAAUUAUUAUUAUUUGCACAAAUACGUGCCGCUAUAAUAUAGGAAACGCACUCGAAAUAUUGAUCAUAUGUUAUGGUGUUUUAUAUUGUAUAAAAUCGUAAUUUUCGUGACUUUUUUAACCUCAAACGUAUAUAUUAAUAUAUAGAAAAAAAAUCGUCUGAGCAAAUAUAUAUAUAUAUAGAAUUAUAAAUGCAUAUAUACAUAUAUUAUAUAUAUAUAUAAAUAUAUUAUAAUAUAGCCAUUUGUCUAUGGUUUCGAUGGUAACGACAAAAAAAGCAAAACGAGAGUCCGCUUGACGAGACUUUUCAACUAUAAUUGCUGUCAUUAAUGGCUUACACUCCCCACACGAUAUAUGUAUGUGUAUGUAUAUAUUUAUACAUGUAUAAAUAUAUAUAAAUAAAUGUAUAUGUAUGCAUAUUUAUAUAUAUAUAUAUAAUUCUGCGAACCUAUCUCUAUGUGUAUCUCCACCAUAUAAUAUAUAUAUAUAUAUAUAUUAUUUUUUUUUAUAAUUUUUAGAAUCAUUGUUUUAAACUGUUUUGUUUUUUUUUCCUCCUCCCGCCUUAUUAUUACUAUUAAUAGUGGGUUACCAUUUUUUCCCAAUGCUUGCUAAUGCGUAAAAAAAAUUAUAACUAAAAAAGCCGAUUGUAUUUUGAAAACGAGGAAUUGUGAAUAUUUUUUUAAAAAAAA
Diuraphis noxia (Russian wheat aphid) is the source of this 3011-nucleotide messenger RNA. RefSeq lists its product as uncharacterized. Lineage: Eukaryota; Metazoa; Arthropoda; Insecta; Hemiptera; Aphididae. The record is from RefSeq and is a predicted model, not a curated record. Gene Ontology annotation, molecular function: epidermal growth factor receptor binding; receptor ligand activity. Gene Ontology annotation, biological process: epidermal growth factor receptor signaling pathway.